Messenger RNA from Suncus etruscus (white-toothed pygmy shrew), 399 nucleotides. RefSeq names its product myelin P2 protein-like. The transcript is spliced from 4 exons. Bases 1 to 399 code for a protein of 132 amino acids. Gene Ontology annotation, molecular function: fatty acid binding. Gene Ontology annotation, biological process: fatty acid transport. Gene Ontology annotation, cellular component: nucleus; cytosol. The record is from RefSeq and is a predicted model, not a curated record. Lineage: Eukaryota; Metazoa; Chordata; Mammalia; Eulipotyphla; Soricidae.
AUGAAUAACAAAUUUCUGGGUACCUGGAAACUCAUCUCCAGUGAGCACUUCGAUGAUUACAUGAAAGCUCUGGGGGUGGGAAUAGCCACCAGAAAACUGGGAAACUUGGCCAAACCCAGUGUAAUCAUCAGCAAAAAAGGGGACACUAUCACAAUAAGGACUGAAAGUGCCUUUAAAAAUACUGAGAUUUCCUUCAAGUUAGGCCAGGAAUUUGAAGAAAUCACAGCUGACAAUAGGAAAACAAAGAGUAUUGUAACCAUGACAAGAGGGGCAUUGAAUCAAGUGCAGAAAUGGGAUGGCAAAGAGACAACUAUUAAGAGAAUGUUGGUGGAUGGAAAAAUGGUAGUGACUGCCCUUGACUCACUGCAGAGUCUCCAGAAUGAUCCCUCAUCUGUUUGA